AUGGCGCUGAUACAAGCUCGGAGAAACUUAUCGAAGACAAGUUCUUUAGAGGCAGCAAGAGUCGUGCAAACGCUUCGCCGCGACAGUAUCGUAAAUAUUUAUCCGACUCUCCCAACAAUUUUUCCCGCAACCAUCGCGUUCUCUGAUCUUGCGACAUCUUCGCGAGCAAAAUCGACGGCGUAUUACGCAGAAUAUGCAAACCCAAUCUGCGACUAUCAACAAUUCCAAGACCAAUAUCUAAGUGAUGGAUCGAUGGCAUUCCAAUGGUUUGCGCCACCUCCUCCAGUCUUUGCAUGCCAUUUUUGA
Botrytis sinoallii is the source of this 306-nucleotide messenger RNA. RefSeq lists its product as uncharacterized. The record is from RefSeq and is a predicted model, not a curated record. The coding region runs from base 1 to 306 and encodes 101 amino acids. The transcript is spliced from 2 exons. Lineage: Eukaryota; Fungi; Ascomycota; Leotiomycetes; Helotiales; Sclerotiniaceae.